Messenger RNA from Linum trigynum, 1660 nucleotides. NCBI's taxonomy places the organism in Eukaryota, Viridiplantae, Streptophyta, Magnoliopsida, Malpighiales, Linaceae. The record is from the annotation of a GenBank genome assembly.
UACCAACUUCAUCGAUCAGCAGAAAUGGCGCCGGAGUACUGCUAUUUCAACAACUUCUUCGCGACGGGGAGCUGCGAGGGGCAGAAGGUGGUGGACGGAGAGACGAUGCCGCUGGUGCUGGAGCCGGCCGACCCGGCGAAGAACGACGUCGUAUCCCUGGUGGCGGCCCUGAGGGAGGACAAGGAGUGGUUCGACGGCCUCAUCACCAAGCACAGCGCCGUCCUCCUGCGCGGCUUCGACGUGAGGAACGCGGUCAGCUUCAACGACGUCGUGGAGGCCUUCGAGUGGGCCGACAUCCGGUACGUUGGGCCGGCUCCCCGGACCCACGUCCACAAGCGGGUCUGGACCGCCAACGAGGGCCCACUCUCCGACUUCAUCUACUUCCACCACGAGAUGGUCCUGAUGAAGGAGUUCCCGAAGAAAGUGGUACUGUUCUGUGAGGUUCCGCCGCCGGAAGGCGGGGAGACGCCAUUCGUGCCGAGCUUCAAAGUGACGGAGAAGAUGGUGGAGGAGUUCCCGGCGGAAGUGGAGGAGAUAGAGAAGAGAGGGCUGAAAUACACGUUCUGCGCCCCAGGCAGAAACAAUUCUACCUCCAUGAGAGGCCGUGGCUGGGAGGAUGCUUUCGCCACUGCCGACAAGCAGCUGGCUCAAAUAAGAGCCAGGGCUCUGGGGAUGGAAAUCGAGUGGCUUGAAGAUGGAGGCGCCAAGACAAUACUGGGGCCAAGACCUCUGACGAGGGUGUUUGAAGGGAGAAAAGAAAGGAGGAUGUGGUUCAACACUAUCGUGGGGAUGCAUGGCAAGGAGCAGAGCUCGGCAACAAUGGCGGAUGGGACGGAGUUGCCAUUGAAGUUCGUGAAGAGGUGUGAGGAGAUCAUAGAGGAAGAGAGCAUCCAGUUCAAAUGGCAGAAGGGAGAUGUUGCCUUCUUCGAUAACUGGGCUUUGCUCCAUGGCAGGAGGCCUUCUCUGCCUCCGAGGAAAGUGCUUGUCGCCACUUGCAAGUGAUAAAUGAUCUCUUAAAUAUUACGGACCCCUGAGAUGAUAUGCGUGUAUGUCAGGGAUUUCAUGGUGUAGCUUAUAUAUUUUAUUUUACUCUUAUAAAGAUGAAAAGAUAUAGUAAAAGGUGAGUCAUAUAUAUGAACUUAGAUUAUCGAAGAUUUCAGAGUCGUUGUAGUCGAUUUGAGAUAUAUGGUAAGACCGUAAAAGAUAGAUAUAGGUUCAAAACUAUACAUGGCUCCUUUUUCUCUCUUCCGUUAUUUUUUAAGUGUGCAUGAUUUUACUUCCAAGAAUGCUAAAACACAGGUUUUGGAGCCCGAUAUACUAUGUGUUCGGUUAAGGUACAUUUGUCGCAAACUCAUCAUAUAUUGUUAGUCCUUGAAGGCCGCAACCAAAAUUUUGGCUCCUUUGUCGGGAACUUCUUUGUUAUCACGAAAGAAUUACAAGCUAGUACUUUAGGUAUUAACGUUCUUGUUUGUUUAACUUAUGCUUUACUUUGUUUGUCUAUAGCCCACCUUUGACUUAGACAACUCAUUCGAUUAAUAUGCCAAUAACAGAUAGUCAACUGAGUCUGAUUUCGUGUCAUGCAUUUCAAUAAUCUCUAUUGUUAGACAUAAUAGAGGUAUUUUUAUGGAGUUUCACAAUUUAAGAAAACUCCAUAUUUUAC